AUGGAUAAUAUUGAGAGAAAUACAGGUGAGGCCACCGGUGAAUUGAGACAAGCAAGAAUAUAUCAGGAUAGAACAAACGCCUGGAAAAGAAUCAUAUUUUAUAUUUUUUUCUUUUUAGCCGUUAUAAUUUUCAUAGCAAUUGGAGGUAGUUCAUUUAUGAAGUUAUUUGGAGGAGAUGAUAAAAACUAA
Hepatospora eriocheir is the source of this 189-nucleotide messenger RNA. Lineage: Eukaryota; Fungi; Microsporidia; Hepatosporidae. The record is from the annotation of a GenBank genome assembly.